This is a messenger RNA of Terrapene triunguis (Three-toed box turtle), 1965 nucleotides long. Its product is annotated as tenascin-X-like. NCBI's taxonomy places the organism in Eukaryota, Metazoa, Chordata, Testudines, Emydidae. Gene Ontology annotation, molecular function: protein binding. The transcript has 8 exons. The record is from RefSeq and is a predicted model, not a curated record. The annotation marks the transcript as partial.
CCUGGACCGCAGAGGGGGCCUUCGGCUCCUUCCUCCUGCAGUACAAGGACGCGGAGGGCAAGCCCCAGGCGCUGCCCAUGGACGGGGGAUCCCGCACAGUCACCGUAACCAACCUGGCCCCCUCCCACAGAUACAAGUUCAACCUCUACGGCAUCUCCGGCCACAAGCGCCUCGGCCCCGUCUCCACUGACGCCAUCACAGCCGCAGUACCGCGGGACAAGGGAGCCGGGACGCAGCUACGCCUGGGGAAGCUCUCAGCCUCCGGUGUCACCCACAACUCCACCCUCCUCUCCUGGACUGUGGAGGAGGGGACCUUCGACUCUUUCAUCCUCCAGUACAAGGACGCGGAGGGCAAACCCCAGGCACUGCCCGUGGAUGGGGGAUCACGCACAGUCACAGUAACCAACCUGGCCCCAUCCCGCAGAUACAAGUUCAACCUCUACGGCAUCUCUGGCCGCAAGCGCCUCGGCCCUGUCUCCACCGACACCGUCACAGCCCUGCAGAAGGAAGAACCCACCCCCCAUCCCAGCCUGGGGGAGCUCUCGGCCUCCGACGUCACCCACGACUCCACCCUGCUCUCCUGGACCGCGGAGGAGGGGACCUUCGACUCCUUCCUCCUCCAGUACAAGGACGCAGAGGGCAAACCCCAGGCACUGCCCCUGGACGGGGGAUCCCGCACAGUCACCGUAACCAACCUGGCACCUUCCCGCAGAUACAAGUUCAACCUCUACGGCAUCUCCGGCCGCAAGCGCCUCGGCCCCGUCUCCACCGACGCCGUCACAGCGCCGCGGGAUGAGGGACCCGGGAUACAGCUCCGCCUGGGGCCGCUCUCGGCCUCCGACGGCACCCACGACUCCCUCGACCUGUCCUGGUCCGUGGAGGAAGGGACCUUCGACUCCUUCAUCCUCCAGUACCGGGAUGCAGACGGCAACUCCCAGGUGCUGCCCGUGGACGGGGGAUCCCGCACCUUCACCAUCACCAACCUGGCCCCCUCCCACAGAUACAAGUUCAACCUCUACGGCAUCUCCGGCCGCAAGCGCCUCGGCCCCGUCUCCACCGACGCCGUCACAGGCCGGCCGGAGGAGGAAGACGAGGAGGAGGAGGAGGAAGGUGCCACGCAGCCCAAGCUGGGGGAGCUCUCAACCUCCGAGGUCACCAAAGACUCCGUGCGCCUCUCCUGGACCAUCCAGGCCGGGGCCUUCGACUCCUUCCUCCUCCAGUACCGGGACGCGGACGGCAAACCCCAGGCGCUGCCUGUGGACGGGGGAUCCCGCACGCUCGUCGUCUCCGACCUGCUGCCCUCCCGCAAGUACCAGUUCAACCUCUCCGGCGUCUCCGGCCACAAGCACCUCGGGCCCAUCUCCACCGACGUCGUCACAGCCUUCCCGGAAGCCUCCAGCGUGACGCCCGCCCGGCUGGACCAGCUGCUCGUCUCCGAGGUGACCCCCACCUCCCUGCGGCUGCGCUGGGACGCGCCCGAGGGCGACUUCGACACCUUCCUCAUCCGGUACCGGGCCGCGGGCCGGGGGCCCGGGCUGGGGCCGGCGCCCACCCAGGAAGUGCCAGUGCCGGGGGCCCAGCGUUCAGCCGUGCUGCGGGGGCUGCGGCCCGGCACCGAAUACGGCCUGGCGGUGUACGGCCUGCGGCAGGGCGAGGAGACGGCCAACGUCCACGGGGCCGCGCGGACCAGCAGCCUCGAGCUGGAGAGCCCCCGGGACCUGCGCUUCAGCGACGUCCGUGAGACCUCGGUGGGGGUGACCUGGGGGGCCCCGUCCACCCACGUCGACCGCUACAAGGUGUCCUUCCAGCUGCGCCACGGGGGGGAGCCGCAGAGCGCCAUGGUCGAGGGCACCCGGCUGCAGACGACGCUCGAGGGGCUAAUCCCCGGGGCCAGCUACGAGGUGAGCGUCAUGGCCGUGCGGGGCUUCGAGGAGAGCGAGCCGCUGGUGGGCUACGUCACCACGG